ACCGGCUCGGUAAUCGUACUUGAUCGAUCUGGAGGAGAAUUUUAAACCUUGCAGGAGCGCGCUACUACCCGGACAGAAGCCUUCCUUAAUGAAUUUCUUUUAAAAAAAAAACACAAAAAAGAAAAUACCAAGCCAAGCUCAGUCCACUGACACCAUUUUUACCUUCUUCCGGUUUGCUGCCUACUUUUAGCGAGCUCGGCCCCCGCAUGAAAGCGUCCAGGAGACUGGUGGAGAGCUAGGCUGAAGACAAUAAAAGCAGAUACUGUGCAGUGUUUGUGUGUGACAUAGCUUCCCCACAAAAUGGCAGACUCCAUCCAUCCAGAACCGGAAUAUAAGAGGACUUCUCCACGUUUGCUGCCCCGAUUGCGUUCGUGCACGGCUCCGCCUCUGUCCGAAAAUCCGGGGCCCUCACCGCAGAAACAAACUGGUUUAGCUCCUGAUAUGCCGCGACGGAGACCUUUGGGACGUGAUUCGGAUUUGCCCAGCCAAGCGGAAGAGAGCUCUGCUGACGAGAGGACAGCGAUUGCUGCAUCUGGCCGGACUAGGAGCUACGAUGCAACUACCGGUGGUACUCGGAGAGCUUCUGCUCAGGAACCCCCUACUCAAGAAAUCUCGCCCGAUAAGAAACAGUGGAUGGGGUUUGGUGCUAUCGAGCUGGAGAACAAAGGCUCUGUUGCUCGGGACCAUCUCGCAUUGGAACGAACAUUCCUGGCCUGGCUGAGGACAUCUCUCGGGUUUGCCUCAAUAGGUAUCGCUAUAACGCAGCUCUUCCGUCUGAACGCCGGAGUCCGGGCAGACAACCCUAAGGGCUAUCAGACAAUGCGCGAUAUGGGGAAACCUCUCGGUGCCACCUUCAUCGGCAUAGCAAUCAUGGUUCUAUUAAUUGGCGUAAAUAGAUACUACGAAUCCCAAGGCUGGCUUCUAAAGGGCAAAUUCCCCGCCAGCAGAGGCAGCAUCUUCCUGUUAACAUUGGUAGCAUGUCUGCUCAUGAUGGCGACCCUCACUAUCGUAGUAAUAGUACAGCCGUCGAAUUUUGGAAAAUAGUACCCAGAAUGCGACCUGGUAUGUGUUUGUAUUUCAGCGAAGGGAGGAAGUGUAUGAUUAGAUUCUGAAUGCUCGGUUUAUUGGUUUAUUUUCUAUUCCACAAGGGUUUCUCUGUGAGGUCACUGCGUUCCGAUUACCUAAUAUGAUAAGAAAUCUUUUUCAUUUUUUUCCUUCUAGUUCUCUGGUUCACUUUUUGUUGGUAUCUUUUUGUUGAAGAAGAAUGUUCACCGUACUAGUAUACUAUAGCCACGGAGCAGACGUAGGCACAUACAAAUAAACAGGUGAAUACCCA
Molecule: messenger RNA, 1336 nt
Organism: Tuber melanosporum (Perigord truffle)
Lineage: Eukaryota; Fungi; Ascomycota; Pezizomycetes; Pezizales; Tuberaceae
Exons: 7
Coding region: 301-1044 (247 amino acids)
Source: RefSeq, a predicted model, not a curated record